AUGAUCGGGGACUUUGAGUACCUGCAACAGCGAGUGGCGCUCCAAGUGGACGUCAUGCGUAAACAUGUAGUGAGUGUAGCUGAAGUAGUUCUGGCUCCAAGGGCUUCAGAAUUGCGGGUAUUGCGACUGCAUGCGCGGCAACUGAAGGUGCGGACGGUACACAUUGACAGCGUUAAGACUAACUUCGAGCAACUUAACUUCUUGAAUGAAGUCGUGGACGAAAAUUACCGAGAUCUGGCAACCUUUGACCUAUUUUAUCGAGGUGCUAUUGUCGCGUCUAAGGAAGGUGAACUUAUUGUCGAAAUUCCGAGAGAAAUUACAUUCCAGGAGGACGACCAAGACGUCGAGGGGUCGAGCAACUUAAGUGAUCACCAUAUGGUUGACAAUACGGAGACAGAAGUUGGUACUCAUUAUGAACAAAAAUUGACAUUAGAUAAUUGGGAUAUAGACCGUUUACCUAAAAGUUCGACAGGUUUUAAGCCAAUUAUUGUAAGAAUCGAGUAUGAGAUUUCCGAACCAAGUGGAGGUUUGAGAUUCGUACUACCAGAUGAAGAGUAUCAACCUAAAAGAUCACCACACAUGUACACUUAUUGUGGACCAUUUGGCGGUCUCUGUGAUGGUGCACGUUCCUGGAUGCCAUGUCGAGAUACACUACGAGAUGCCUGUACGUUCCGGAUUGAGCUGACGGUGCCUGAUUGGUGUGUAGCAGUCUGCAGUGGACAAAUGGUGCAACAAGUGCUGAACCCAGAGAGUGACGCUGAUGGAGUGCAGUGGAGAACAUUCAGAUACGUGGUGAACCCCAAGACCAAUUGCUCAUCCGUGGGUUUUGCCGUCGGUCCUUUUCGACUUUACGUACCACCGGAAAUGCCCAAGAUGACGCACUUUGCACUGCCAGAAUGUUUUGAAGGUCUCGUACAUUGUACAUCGAGGUUAGCGUCGACUAUGACGUAUUUUGAAACAGCACUGGGAGCUUCGUACCCGUUCAAGACGUACCAGCAGGUCUUUGUGGAAGAUCUACCGGACCAGUUGCAGUAUAUUGCUGGAGGGGCCAUUUUAGAUCAGAAUCUGUUACAUGGACCGCGAAUUAUUGAUCGUGAGCUGCCGUCGCAUUUAGCGCAAGUAAAAGGGCUCGUAGGUAGCUGGGUUGGCGGUGCUGUUGGCAUUCAGAGCACAAAGGACGCAUGGGUGCUCAUUGGUGUCAUUGGUCAUCUUGUUAACACAUAUGUUCGAUCAAUUUACGGCGAAGAGGAGUAUGGCUACCGCAUUCAGCUUGCGAUGGAUGCGCUGACCACGAUGGAACUAACAACGGAUCAACUGUCACCUGCACUGCUGUCAUCUGAGGUAGACGUUUAUUCUGAAUAUGAUCCCGUAUCUCUGACAUUACUCGAAGUGAAGGCGCCUCUCGUGCUACACAUGGUUGAGCAGCGCGUCGGCUCAAAGCACUUAAGCAUCGCUAUCCAACGUGCGGUGUCUGGUGGGGGCGCAGGCGUAGUGGCUAGUAGUGCUGCCCAUGGCGGGGGCGAUGUUCAUGCGACCGGAGACGGAAACAAAGAUGAAGAGGCAGAUAAGACUCAAGAUGAUAAGAAAAGUGGUGGACGAUAUGAUGAAGAGGAAGCUGGCGAGGCAGGUAGUGAGGCUGCAAAUGUUGGUGCAGCUGGAAAACUGACGGGUUCGGCUUCGUCCGAGCCCCUGACGACGCUAUCGUUCUUAAAGACGGUGAAGGCAAUUGCAGGUGCUUCGGGCCAGGACCUAACGAAGUCUUUUCUAUCUUUAUGGAUUAUCGAACCUGGAAUGCCGUUCUUUACGGUCGGCUAUUGGUACAAUCGCAAACAGACACAAGCGGAAGUGGUUGUACAACAAGAAAUUCCUCCUGGUGGAAAGCUUUAUAUUGGCCCGAUAACAAUUACGAUCGUAGAGGAUACGAGCGAAUACUCCUACCAGAAACGCAUUGAGCACAAGCGGCAUAAGUUUGACUUUCCAUGCCACUCAAAGGUCCGAAAGAAACGCCGUAAACGUCAGGGACUUGCAGACCCAGACGACUCGGUGUCUGUUAGUGGCCCCGGUAUGGGUUUAAAUGAUACGCCAGUAUUCUGGGUGAAGAUCGACACCGGCUGUGCAUGGCUGAGGCACGUAGUCAUGCACCAACCAGACUUUAACUGGAUGGAGCAGUUGCUGUCCGACAAGAAGGUUGGCUCGCGUGUGCACGCCGCCCGCGCAUUGGCGCUGUUUCAUCGACCACAUGAGAAGCCCAAUGUGAUGUCAUGCAGAGUGCUCACGGAAUGUAUGAGCGGUCUCACGACUCACUCAAGACGGCUGCGUGCCGAAGCUGCCCAAUCGCUGGGUAUUUGGCAAUCAAUCCAUGCACCUCUCACUAACGCAAACACCCAGCUACCAAUUUGGAAAGCAAUGCACAACCUUGUGCGUAUUUUUAAGGAGCAUUUCUUCGAUCGAGUGACGGAUAUGCCACUGCCGAACUAUUUCUUGCCAUCUGGUGGUAAGGUAAUUCUUGAAGCUCUAGGCGCGCAGCAGGCGUCGAUUUCUAGCAAGCAGAUCCAGGUACAGGACUAUGCUGCUGGUGAGUACGAAAUCAAAAAGAGUAUUCCCAAGGCUCUCGCGAUGAUUCGUGCCCAAAGCGGCAAGUCGCCACCAGAGAUCGAGGCCUUCCUGUUGCAGUUGCUUACUGAGAAUGACAACUCGAAGAAUUACAUUGAAAUGGACGAUCAAUCGAAGGUUGCGGACGACUGCUAUUACAUUGGAAACCUAGUGCUUUCAUUGUCCGUCCUGAGCGUUGACCGGCCUGCUCGUUCCGAUGAUGGCGAUACACUUGUUGUGCGUGAGAUUUUGCGCUACCUGCACUACGAUCAGGUGCAGCCAAGUUACAACAAGACAGUAACCGUAUGCUGUCUAGAGGCGCUGUGCAAUCUGGUGUUAGCUGGCCGAUGCGCGGAGAAGCUGGUGAAUUUCCACUCGUUCGCUUCACCGAAACAUUCUAACGUUGUGCGCAAAGUAGCUAUUGAAAGCAUUCUUCGCUUGUACUUUGUUGAAGACCCUAAUGGUCCGAUUGCUAAUGACGACAGUUCUUUGGCCAAGGGAAUGAGCUACUCAAUCGGCUCUAGCGCACACCAGAAGACCAGUCGAGCAUCAACACGAGGGUCGUCUUCCUUGCUAACAAACAAUUACGGAGCCACGGCAGCGAUGUUAUGGCUGUGUGAACUACUGAAGGUAGAACAAUCUCCAGGCAUCCGGUUGUUUGCUGUUCAAGUGUGUUUAAACUGCAUUCGCGGAUUCCCGCCUGGUGUUGGGAAGGAAGUGCUGGCGACGUGGGAUCACAGCUAUACGUUGGGCUUGAUGAAUCAUAUUGAGAUGAAGGCGCCGACAUCGUUUGUUCUCAGCAGCCCGGAGAAGGACAAGAUAUUGGGAUUGUUUGAUCGCCCCGACCUGAGCAAGCUUCGUGACGAUAGCAGCUCAGCCAAGCGUAUCGUUGAAGAGCUGUGGAACUUAAUGAACACGACUGCUGCAAUGGACCAGAGACUGCGUGUGGCGCUCAUCGUCUUAUAUCGAAAGGUGUGGGGUGAAAAUACUCCCAUCUCAGUUGCUCACAUCGUUCAGGACAAGGCCUCCAAUUGGGCUGGUGGCUAUGAAAGUCUUCGACUUAUGAUGGAAGAUAGCAAGAACCGGAUGUCGAUGAGCGGCUCGGGUCGUGGUGGCAACAAUGCUGGUCUUAAUGGCCCUGACGCCAACAAUGGAAUGGGCAGAAAGUCUGAUGACGAUCGAAAGCGAGGUUUUCCAUUUGCUGGCAGUAACUCGACCGAUUCCGCGCUUGAGCAGUUCCGCGGCAAAAAGUUCAAGUUCAAAAUGGGUGAUACAACCUUCCGAUCGCACAAGCUUUAA
This is a messenger RNA of Peronospora farinosa, 3891 nucleotides long. Lineage: Eukaryota; Oomycota; Peronosporomycetes; Peronosporales; Peronosporaceae. The record is from the annotation of a GenBank genome assembly.